CCUCUUUCAUUCUGGUCUUCCCUCCCCAAAUCACACUACCAGUCUGCUACACCCAAAGCCUUAAACCAGAAGAAGAACCCUUUUCCCGCACCACCGAAGAGAGAGAAAAACCAGAAACCGAGCAGAAAACAACAAUGGCGGCAGUAGACGUUGAAGCGGUCGACUUUGAGCCAGAGGAAGAUGAUCUCAUGGACGAAGACGGUGGUGCUGGAGAUGCCGACGGUUCUCCUAGAGCUUCUCACCCUAAGCUCAAGUCCGCCAUUACCGGCGCCGGUGACUCGUCUGGCGGUUUCGGAAAUAAGAAGACUAAAGGACGUGGUUUUCGUGAAGAAGCUGAUGCUGAGCGUAACAGUCGUAUGGCUGCUCGUGAUUUUGAAUCUCUUGAUUCUGAUGGUGGCCCUGGCCCUGCUCGCUCAAUUGAGGGCUGGAUUGUACUUGUCACAGGAGUGCAUGAAGAGGCACAGGAAGAGGAUCUCCUUAAUGCCUUCGGAGAUGUCGGUGAUAUUAAGAACCUGCAUUUGAAUCUGGAUCGUCGUACUGGAUUUGUUAAGGGUUAUGCACUGAUUGAGUAUGGAAAGUUUGAAGAAGCACAAGCUGCAAUAAAGGAGAUGAAUGGUGCCCAAAUGCUUGAGCAGCCGAUAAAUGUUGAUUGGGCUUUUAGCAACGGGCCUUACAAGAGGAGGGGCAACCGUAGAAGAUCACCACGAGGUCAUCGAUCAAGGAGUCCUCCUAGAAGAAGAUAUUAAUUCUGUUUGUUGCGCUCGUGGAAAUUGUGGAUACCUUCUCCUGAUUUCGAAGUUCAAAGCAUGCGGUGGAGCUACUUCGUUUUUUUGCCCAAUAUAGUAAGGCAUUUGGGUCUGUAUUUGUUUUGCUGAAUGAAUGAUUCAUCCGUAUACAUGCUUUUGUUAACGAGUUCUCGCUUCUCUUAUGAGAACAUGGAAAAGAUUUUUUGAUCGUCGUUGAGUGUACACAAUUUCUUUUAAUUGUAUUGAUUUUUAGCCCUUUUUAGCUGUAUGAAUGUUUUAUUCGACUUGUUUCAAACGUGUGGAUUUUUUUUACA
Molecule: messenger RNA, 1060 nt
Organism: Spinacia oleracea (spinach)
Lineage: Eukaryota; Viridiplantae; Streptophyta; Magnoliopsida; Caryophyllales; Amaranthaceae
Product: RNA-binding protein Y14
Exons: 4
Coding region: 135-746 (203 amino acids)
Biological process (GO): RNA processing
Cellular component (GO): cytoplasm; nucleus
Molecular function (GO): mRNA binding
Source: RefSeq, a predicted model, not a curated record